GGCCCCAUUAUCCUCCUUUUCCCAAAUCCCAAACUGCUUCGUCCUCCGCCCUAUCUAGGGUUUUCAAGACAAACUAGGGUUUCUCAAAAUCGAGCCAGAGAGGGGAAAAAAUGGGAAGGUACCAUAGCCGUAGCCCUAGCUACAGCCCUCCUCGGAGAAAGCGCUACGACGACCCGCGACCCUACCGCUCCUCCGCCCCCUCCGGCCUCCUCGUACGCAACAUCUCUCUCGAUGCGAGGCCUGAGGACCUUAGGGUUCCGUUUGAGAGGUUUGGCCCCGUGAAGGAUGUUUAUCUGCCGAAGAAUUACUACACUGGGGAGCCUCGAGGCUUUGGAUUUGUGAAGUUCCGUUAUCCUGAUGAUGCAGCAGAAGCCAAAGAGCACAUGAACCAUCAAGUUAUAGGCGGACGUGAAAUUUCAAUAGUAUUUGCUGAAGAAAAUAGGAAAACACCACAAGAAAUGCGCACGACUGCUAGGGUUAGUGAUAGAUACAUGGGAGGAAGUUCUAGGAGGAGAUCUCCAAGGCGCCAAUAUCAUUCUUAUUCACGUUCUCCUUCUCCACCGCCAAGGCGUGACUUAAGGGAUCGGUAUGGGAGCAGAUAUGAUGAUGAUUAUUAUUCUCCUAGGAGGUCUAUCUCCCCAUCUCCUCGAGAUAGGAACUACAGGUCAUAUAGCCGAUCUCCAAGUCCUGAGAGGACAGGUCGAAGCCCAUCCAGGUCUCAUUCGUACAGAUCAAAUCGACGUUCUCCAAGUCCUGAGGGAAAUGGCUGAGGCCUCUCAAGGUCUCGUUCUUGCAGUCACUGAUGCCUUGGUUUUGUGCUGGAAGCUGUCUGCAUCAGUCGGGAAAAUCUAUAUGGUUAUUUGGUUGGGUUCUAACAUCUUGUAUUGUGUCUGGAUGGAUUCUGAAAUGCCUAGUUCUGAACUUCUUUAGGGAAGCUUAUGAUCGUCUUUGUUCGAAUUUUAUCUCCUUCUGUUUGUGCCUGGCAAUGCCCGAUGGUUGGGCCUUAUGGGUAAGGGCUAAGAGAUUCUGCGUCGCGUGUGAACUAGUUGGAAUCCUCAAGAAUACUGUAUCAGCAUUUCUUUACCUUUUGUGUAUACGCCUAGCCAAUUGCUUGCUAUAUCUUAAAUGCUACGUGAUUGUAGGCUAUUACUUAUCCUAGGUAUUUGCUGAUUGAAGUUAACUCGUUGGCUUUA
Asparagus officinalis (garden asparagus) is the source of this 1193-nucleotide messenger RNA. Its product is annotated as serine/arginine-rich SC35-like splicing factor SCL28. Lineage: Eukaryota; Viridiplantae; Streptophyta; Magnoliopsida; Asparagales; Asparagaceae. The record is from RefSeq and is a predicted model, not a curated record. Gene Ontology annotation, molecular function: RNA binding.